This is a messenger RNA of Mollisia scopiformis, 2661 nucleotides long. RefSeq lists its product as uncharacterized. The transcript is spliced from 2 exons. NCBI's taxonomy places the organism in Eukaryota, Fungi, Ascomycota, Leotiomycetes, Helotiales, Mollisiaceae. Gene Ontology annotation, molecular function: DNA binding. Gene Ontology annotation, biological process: DNA-templated DNA replication; error-prone translesion synthesis. Gene Ontology annotation, cellular component: epsilon DNA polymerase complex. The record is from RefSeq and is a predicted model, not a curated record. The coding region runs from base 71 to 2461 and encodes 796 amino acids.
CAACGCCUUCUCCGUAUGAACAAUCGAACGACCUCGACAAUGCGAAUUGCAUAGACACGAAUCUUUGACAAUGUCUCGCCCAAAUCAAGGAGAAAAGACUCGAGCAGCUCCAAUAUUCAAAGCUCCCAAAACGCCAGCGCCAUUGAACCCAAUUCCCUCUUCAUCACCGGCCUUCGGCACUCCAGCGUAUCCUAUAAAGCCCUUUAAUCCUGUAGCAGUACCAGCAAAAGCCAGUAUCCUCCCUGUAAUUCUUCCUCCAGCUACCUUGCGCCCAUUGGCCUUUCGAACGUUCACAAAGAAGCAUAGUCUUACCCUCACAUCCUCCGCCUUGCAAGUACUGGCUACAUUCAUUGGGAGACAUUGUGGUACAGAAUGGAGAGAAGAAGGAUUGGCAGAACGUGUUCUGGAAGAAGUAGCGAAAAGUUGGAAGAACAGAAAUGGCGGUGUCAUUGUGGAUGGAGAAGGCAAUGACUUGAAAGAAAUAUUAAAGAACUUAGAAGGGAGCAUGGCUGGAGGAAGAAUAGUUGCCAGCAGAGAACUCAGUCGUCAGAAUAGUCUAGUCCUUGGAUCUUCACAGAAUGGAGAAGUAUCUCAUACGAGACUUGGACUGCGACCAAGCGCCUUGGGAAGGGAGGACAGCCAAUCGAGUCUUGGGAUGUCAACCUUGGAUGUUGAAGACGACGAAGAAGAUGAAGGUCUUAGAGAUCCCAGGAAAUGGCUGAAAGUUAUCGAUGCUUUUGAGCAGCCCCGGCUGGUAUACAAUGUUGGGAAGAAACAUUUUGACAGAGAUACAUCGAAACCCUCGCUACUUCCUUCGGCAUCUCAUAAAACCCAGGUAUUCCGCAAUCGAUAUAACCUCAUUCACCAGCGACUGCUCAGGAAUGAGUCUUUCCAGACAUCAACCUUCGAAACAUCAAAAGCUACUCUCAAAAGAUCUUCCUCUACCCUUGCUACGACACAGCAAUCCUACAAAUUAACCCCAAUUGCUAAUCUACUUGGGAGGAACGGCACCAAUCAUAUGAUAUUAGGCCUGCUGACUAUCUCACCAACUGGAACCUUAGCUAUCAACGAUUUGACGGGCAGUAUCGCAUUAGAUCUGACUCACGCAAAGCCAAUUCCGGAAGAUGGAGCCUGGUUCGCACCCGGAAUGAUUGUCUUAGUGGAUGGAACUUAUGAAGAGGAGGAUAGUGUAGGCGGCGCACUUGGUGGAAGUGGAGGUGUUGGUGGGACUAUUGGCGGCAAGUUCGUUGGCUUCUUCGUUGGUGGUCCACCGUGUGAACGACGGAAGGUUACCUUGGGACUUACGGGCGACGGCGAUGGUGGAGUGACUGCUGGAGGUGGCUUUGGCUGGGUUGAUUUUCUUGGAGUUGGUAGUGAGCGAGCUGUUGGCUCUAAGAUGAGGAAACUCGAACAACGUCUUUUACGGCCAGCCACAGAUGAGGACGAUAUAGGCGGCAAAGGACGUGUAAUUGUUGCGGGAGAACUCAAUCUGGACCAACCGAGGACACUGGAGGCAUUGAGGAAAUUGCUGGGCAAAUAUGCUGCGGAACCAGAAGAAGACACGCCCAUGACAUUCAUCUUAAUGGGGAACUUCGUUCAGGAUGCUGUCAUGGCCCGAGGUAGUGCUGGGAGCAUCGAGUACAAGGAAUAUUUCGAUGGGCUGGCUUCGACUCUAUCAGAUUAUCCAACCUUACUUCAAUCUGCGACUUUCAUUUUUGUUCCAGGAGACAAUGAUGGCUGGUCAUCAUCUUUCUCAGCUGGUGCAGCAACUCCUAUACCAAAAAAGAGCGUACCGGAAAUGUUCACAUCACGAAUCAAGAGAGCUUUCGCAACAGCAAAUGCAGAAGCAGAAAAGGAGAAAGGGAAGAAGUCAGACGGAGAAGCACUCUGGACCAGCAAUCCGUCUCGAUUAUCGCUUUUCGGGCCAACUCACGAGAUCAUACUGCUUCGAGACAACAUGACCAGUCGCCUGCGGAGGACAGCAAUCAAAUUCUCAUCCUCGAAGCCAGAAGAAGAGGAUGUCGACAUGGCAGGUACACCAGUUGCGACGCCUGAACCAGAGCCAGAACCAGAAUUCGAAGCCCCUGAGAUGGAUGUAGACACAGCUGUUCAGGCAGCAGAGUCACAUAUACCUGAUCCCGCCACUGAAGAUGCACUGGCCACGGAUCUUCAUGUCGCAAGGAAAUUGGUGAAGACAAUCCUGGACCAGGGUUACUUGUCUCCAUUCGCAAUGGCCACUCGACCUGUGCUAUGGGACUAUGCAAGCGCUUUGCAGGUAUACCCUUUGCCGACUGCAAUGGUUCUGACAGAUACAGAGGCACCAGCCUUUUGUGUGACUUACGAAGGUUGUCAUGUAAUGAAUCCGGGGAGUAUUGUAGCUCCUGGAAGACGAGGAGUGGCUAAGUGGGUAGAAUACGAUAUCAGGAAAAAGGUUGGGAAAGUGCGAGAGGCAUUAUUCUAAGCUAGAGCUAGGAUACAAGGCGUUUGGAAUGGAUAAUGCUGCAUGAAUGAUGAACUUGUAUGUACGCUUGGAAUGGCAUGAAAGGGUGAUCUCCUAAUACUUGAUGGAAAACCAGAUCACGAGUAUCAUACGAGUGUUUCGAUGCCUAAACAUGUGGAAUGUCUGUCAUUUACACCACAAUUCUAGAAAAUAAAACGAAU